Messenger RNA from Salvelinus namaycush (lake trout), 1401 nucleotides. Its product is annotated as transient receptor potential cation channel subfamily M member 1-like. The transcript has 10 exons. NCBI's taxonomy places the organism in Eukaryota, Metazoa, Chordata, Actinopteri, Salmoniformes, Salmonidae. Gene Ontology annotation, biological process: calcium ion transport into cytosol. Gene Ontology annotation, molecular function: calcium channel activity. The record is from RefSeq and is a predicted model, not a curated record. The coding region runs from base 1 to 1401 and encodes 466 amino acids.
AUGGAGAAGAGGCGCAGCAGUGCUGGAUCCUUCAGAAGGGCCUCCAUCAAGAGAACCACGUCUGGGUCUCAGAAGAUCCCCCUAAAGGUGAUCCUCCCCCCCUCUGAGAUCCCCCUAAAGGUGACCCCCCCCUCUGAGAUCCCCCUAAAGGUGAUCCCCCCCCCCUCUGAGAUCCCCCUAAAGGUGAUCCCCCCUUCUGAGAUCCCCCUAAAAGCGCACAAAGCUUGGAUUGAGAAGACGUUUCAGAAAAGAGAGUGCAUCCAAAUAUUUCCCAGCAAAGAACCAAACAGGUGCAGUUGUGGUCAGGUAGUGAACCAGCAUGUGGCCAUCAUCCCGGGGGCGACCACCAGGGCGGCAGAAGAGGCAGGUCAGAUCGCGCAGGUGGCGGUGCCCAUGGAACGCUGGUCCGUGCUUAAACACACACAGGCCACGCCCACAGACACAUACGGCAUCAUGGAGUUCCAGGGAGGAGGACAUGUCAACAAGGCCAUGUACAUCCGUGUGGCGUACGAUACCAAGCCAGACAACAUGCUCCACCUGAUGGUGAAAGACUGGCAGCUGGAGCUCCCUACCCUGCUCAUCUCCGUCCACGGGGGACUGCAGAACUUUGACUUGCAGCCCAAACUAAAACAGGUGUUUGGAAAGGGUCUGAUCCAGGCUGCAGUCACCACCGGAGCCUGGAUACUCACUGGUGGAGUCAGCACUGGGGUGAUCCGGCAUGUUGGAGAUGCGUUGAAGGACCACUCCUCAAAGUCCAGGGGGAAAGUAUGUGCCAUCGGGAUCGCUCCAUGGGGCAUCGUGGAGAACAAGGAGGAUCUGAUAGGAAGAGAUGUGACACGUCCGUACCAGGCCAUGUCCAACCCCAUGUCCAAGCUGUCUGUCCUCAACAACAGCCACUCCCACUUCAUCCUAGCAGAUAACGGGACCCGCGGAAAGUACGGCGCAGAGGUCCGCCUUCGCCGACAGCUGGAGAAACACAUCUCCCUGCAGAAGAUCAACACACGUCUGGGUCAGGGGGUGCCUCUGGUCUGUCUGAUCCUGGAGGGGGGUCCCAACGUCAUCUCCAUAGUCCUAGAGAGCCUGAGGGAGGACCCCCCUGUCCCGGUGGUGGUCUGUGACGGCAGUGGACGGGCCUCUGACAUCAUCUCCUUCGCACACAGAUACUCUGAGGACGACGGCUUGGUCAGUGAUAGCGUGAAGGACCAGCUCCUGGUCACCAUACAGAAGACGUUCAACUACAACCGCGGUCAGGCCCAGCAGAUCUUCCUCAUGGUGAUGGAAUGCAUGAAGAAGCGAUCUCUGGUGAGUAGGGAAGACAUUAUUAACACAGGCUAUGUUCCCAUAAACCACAUUAGCAUAACACUUAGAAUUAUCCUGUCCAAUGCAUUGCGUGUGUCAUAA